UCUGAGGGUAUUUGACAGGAGCGAGGGAAGCCGCAAAGUUCUUGGAGGAGCGCUCAGUGCCUGCAGCUGAGCCGGUCAAGUCCUGGGCCCAGCACCGCGGAGGAACCGCCUCCGCCGUGGGGUCGGUCGCGCUAGCCCACAGGCUCCCGGCCGCCGUGCCAGGGCGCAGGGCUCAGGACUCAGGGCACAGGGCGCGGCCUCUCCCUGUGGGUCGCCGGUGCCGACCCCGCGCCGGGUCACCAUGCUGCCGCCGCAGCUCUGCUGGCUGCCGCUGCUCGCGGGGCUGCUGCCGCCCGCCCCCGCGCAGAAGUUCUCGGCGCUCACGUUUUUGCGAGUGGAUCAAGAUAAAGACAGAGACUGCAGCUUGGACUGCACCACCUCUGCUCAGAAGCCCCUCUGCGCGUCGGACGGGCGGACCUUCCUGACCCGCUGCGAGUUCCAGCGUGCCAAAUGCAAGGACCCUCAGCUGGAAAUUGCUUACCGGGGAAACUGCAAAGAUGUGUCCAGGUGUGUGGCCGAAAGGAAGUACACCCAGGAGCAGGCCCGGAAGGAGCUUCAGCAGGUCUUCAUUCCGGAGUGCAAUGACGACGGCACCUACAGCCAGGUCCAGUGCCACAGCUACACGGGGUACUGUUGGUGUGUCACACCCAACGGACGGCCCAUCAGCGGCACCGCCGUGGCCCACAAGACGCCCAGGUGCCCAGGUUCUGUAAAUGAAAAGUUACCCCCACGGGAAGGCACAGGGAAAACAGUCUCCUUGCAAAUCUUUUCCGUUCUGAAUUCAGAUGAUGCCGCAGCUCCAGCGCUGGAGGCACAGCCUCAAGGAGAUGAAGAAGAUAUUGCCUCCCGUUAUCCUACCCUUUGGACUGAGCAAGUCAAAAGCCGACAGAACAAGACCAAUAAGAACUCAGUGUCCUCCUGUGACCAGGAACACCAGUCUGCCCUGGAGGAAGCCCGGCAGCCCAAGAAUGACAACGUGGUCAUCCCUGAGUGUGCCCACGGGGGUCUCUACAAGCCAGUACAGUGCCACCCGUCCACGGGGUACUGCUGGUGUGUGCUGGUGGACACAGGGCGCCCCAUCCCCGGCACGUCCACCAGGUACGAGCAGCCCAAGUGUGAUGACAGAGCCCGGGCGCACCCCACCAGAGCACGGGACCUGUACAAGGGCCGGCAACUGCAGGGUUGUCCUGGUGCCAAAAAGCAUGAGUUUUUGACCAGCAUCCUGGAUGCGCUGUCUACAGACAUGGUCCACGCCGUCUCCGACCCCUCCUCCCCGUCGGGCAGGCUCUCAGAACCAGACCCCAGCCACACCCUGGAGGAGAGGGUCGUGCACUGGUAUUUCAAGCUGCUUGAUAAAAACUCCAGCGGGGACAUCGGCAAGAAGGAAAUCAAACCCUUCAAGAGAUUCCUUCGGAAGAAAUCCAAGCCCAAAAAAUGUGUGAAGAAGUUCGUGGAGUACUGCGACGUGAACAACAACAAGGCCCUCUCUGUGCAGGAGCUGACGGGCUGUCUGGGGGCCACCAAGGAGGAGGGCAGAGCCAGCACACGGAAGCGCCACACCCCCAGAGGCAGCGCCGAGGGCUCCUCGCCUAGGCAGCCCAGGAAGCAAGGAUGAGCAGCGGACCUUCCACGGCGGCUUCCAGACAUGUGGGAAUCUCCCUCACCAAAGAGCAAUUCAACAGCAGACACACAUAGUAUUUGCACUUUGUACUUUAAAUGUAAAUCACUUUGUAGAAAUGAGAUAUUUAAACAGACUGGACCUGUGAAACGGGAGGCUGGCUCUGGAAAAGUACUCGCGCUGUACGCGUGCCCUCCACCCUGGACGCCUGGGCCUGGUGGAGAGGAGUCUGGAGGCGCGGAGCUCCUGCUCUGCCCACGUUGCCCUGCACCCUCUGGGCCCUCUGCCGCUCCGCGCUCUUGUCCCUGGCUGGGGCUCCGUAGAAGUUCCGCUGUACUGGGAGUUUGCAGGUCUUGCAUUACUGUGCUCGGACUGGCUGUCUCUCGGGACCCUGUUGGUUUGUGUGACUUUGCUUUCCAGAGGCCUCUCGCACACCACGAGCCAGGUAACCAGGAAGGACCGCAGUAAUGGCUGGGCGCCCGGGGAGAGCACUCAGCUGUCUUCACCUCCCCUUUCAAGCCUCUGUGUGACUUUGUCCUGGGUUCAGAGAAGUCUUGCCCUUGAGUCUAGGCGGGCAGCCGAGAGGGGCCCUCCUUCAGAAGUGGACCCAGUGCUGGUGAUUGGCCUGCUCCUGCCAGCCUGCUUCUCUGUCCCGAGGGCCCCUGGAAGGGAAAGCUGCCCAUGAUCAAUGACCAACAUUCUCCCAGGGAAGGCAUAUCGGCUCAGGCGUGGGCAGGGUGUGGACUUGGCCCCAAGAAAGACUGCAGGCGCCCCGCUCCUCACACUGCUGAAGCCUCCAGGCAGGGGCCUGGCCAAUGGGAGUCCACCUGAGGGUGCUGGACAGGAGGGCCAGCAACUGAGUGCCCACUGUGAGCACCCAGCCAUCCCCUGGCCCCAUGGACAGCUGCCACCCUCAGACCCAGCCUGAAGCAGGAGGUGUGAGGCCAGCCAGAUCCGACUUCUGUUGGAGAGGCCCUCGUGGCUUGCCCACCCGUGUCCGGUGCAGUCAAGACCCUGAGAGUGUGUGGAGGCCUCGCGAGGCCUGUGCUCAUUAAAACUGCAAAGGUAAAGAACAAGCCUGGGUCCCGAGCCAGCUCAACGCUUGCAACGUGGUCUAAGAAACAGCGAUGAGCCUCCUUGCUUCUGGAUACUCUUUUAUAUUGCUGAACUUCGAAAUUAAUCAUUUUUCAUAGAUUAAAAUAAAACAGGUGAUCA
Messenger RNA from Sciurus carolinensis (gray squirrel), 2833 nucleotides. It is a transcript of the gene Smoc2, whose product is annotated as SPARC related modular calcium binding 2. The coding region runs from base 242 to 1615 and encodes 457 amino acids. Gene Ontology annotation, biological process: extracellular matrix organization. The transcript has 13 exons. Gene Ontology annotation, molecular function: extracellular matrix binding; heparin binding; protein binding. The record is from RefSeq and is a predicted model, not a curated record. Gene Ontology annotation, cellular component: basement membrane. Lineage: Eukaryota; Metazoa; Chordata; Mammalia; Rodentia; Sciuridae.